Molecule: messenger RNA, 8645 nt
Organism: Labeo rohita (rohu)
Lineage: Eukaryota; Metazoa; Chordata; Actinopteri; Cypriniformes; Cyprinidae
Gene: igf1rb
Product: insulin-like growth factor 1b receptor
Biological process (GO): insulin-like growth factor receptor signaling pathway; positive regulation of MAPK cascade; multicellular organism development
Cellular component (GO): insulin receptor complex; membrane; axon
Molecular function (GO): insulin receptor substrate binding; insulin receptor activity; ATP binding
Source: RefSeq, a predicted model, not a curated record
GUGAGUGCAUGAGUGUGUGUGUGAGAGAGAUCGAGCCUUGUUUACAGCGUCAAUUCAACGGAGAGAGACUACGUACAGGAUCUACUCUACAUCUUUCACAUCUCCUAAACGAACACGGAUCCGAUCCUUCACACAUCAUCCUUGUCCUCCAUCGCCCGCGUCUUGAAGGGAAAAAUCAAGGUCUGAAAUCUCAGACUGAAGAUGGUGGGAGGCAGAGAGAGACCAUUUUAAAGCCUGGACGGAUAUUAUUUGGCAUCUUUCGGAGUUUCUCCACCGAUUUUAGGCCUUUGGAAACGCUGGAUGAGAAGUGCUAGGUAUCUCGCAGCUGAUGAAGAUCACACACACAUACGCACACUCGUCCAGACUGUUUUAGCCAGCGGAUCUAAGCGGGGUUACAGCUAAAAGCAGCCUGCGAGGAGACCUACAACGUGUUUUUCCACAUUUUCCCACGACAUGGAGCAUGGAAGUGCGGAUUAUCAAGCCGUUACGCGUUUUUCUGGGUUAUUUUCGCAUAUGUCGACGAGGAAAAGCUGUCCAGAAUAAUAUUAAACACAUUUAAGCAGAGCGAGAAUCAGUGCGGGUGAAUCCGCCUCAUGGUGAGGGCAGAGCGGGCUGGGUCUGCUGGAUAAUCUCGCUGGGGUGUCUGGAGGAUCAUUUAUCCCAGCAAAAACACUACAAAGAUGGAAGAAUUUGGUUUCGUUUGAUCAUUUACAGCUGUUCUGUAUCUAUUUUUUGUUUUCAACCCCUCCAUAAGGAGGGAUAAACCAACUUUCAUGAUAUUUUUGUACUGAGAGAAGACUUCAGGAGUCAAGCAUCAUCCACUUUGAAGGGUUGAGCCGUCUCCCCUCUUUUGCUGUAUUUUUAAUUACUUUAUUUUUUUAAAACAAGUGUUUGCCUUGUUUUUGUACAGGAAUGAGGUCUAGCAGACAGAGGCGAUACUGGACCUUGUUUUGUGGUCUGGUCCUGGUCCUUUCUACACUCUGUCAUGGAGAAAUCUGUGGUCCAGGCAUUGACAUUGGCAAUGACAUCAGUAAUUUCAAGCGGCUGGAGAACUGUACGGUGGUUGAGGGAUACCUGCAGAUCCUCCUUAUUGGAGGCAAAAACAAUAACAACCAGGAGGUCUUCCGCACCCUCAGUUUCCCCAAAUUGACCAUGAUUACGGAUUACCUUCUCCUCUUCCGUGUGUCCGGGCUGGACAGCCUCAGCACCCUCUUUCCAAACCUCGCUGUGAUCCGGGGCCGUAAUCUGUUCUACAACUACGCCCUGGUCAUAUUUGAGUUAACCAGCUUGAAGGACAUCGGCCUAUACAACCUGCGAAACAUCACGAGGGGUGCGAUACGAAUCGAGAAGAAUCCUGAGCUCUGCUACCUGGAUUCUGUAGACUGGUCUCUUAUUAUGGAUGCUGAAUUUAACAAUUACAUUGCUGGAAAUAAGCAGUCCAAGGAGUGUGGAGAUGUUUGCCCGGGAAUCAUGGAGGACAACCCUCAGUGUAUCAAGACGAACUUCAACGACAAUGACAAUUACAGAUGCUGGACCUCCAACCAUUGCCAGAAAGUUUGUCCUAAGUGGUGCGGACAGCGGGCAUGCACGGAUUCAGGCGAGUGCUGCCACCCCCAGUGCCUGGGCAGCUGCACGGUGCCUGACAACGACAGGGCCUGUGCCGCCUGCCAGCACUACUAUCACGAGGGCCGCUGCGUGGAGGAUUGUCCGACCGGCACGUACAAGUUUGAGGGCUGGCGCUGCAUCACCGAGGACUUCUGCUCCAAAGUCCACCUGCCCGAUUACGACCGUUUCGUGAUCCACGGAGGAGAGUGCAUGUCCGACUGCCCGCCCGGAUUCACACGUGAUGAGAGCAAGGGGAGCAUGUUCUGCAUUGCCUGUGACGGCCUGUGUGACAAGAUCUGUGAUGAAAAGGUCAUUGACUCGGUGGACGCGGCUCAGUCCCUCAAGGGCUGCACCGUUAUCAAAGGCAACCUGCAUAUCAACAUCCGCCGCGGCACUAACAUCGCCUCGGAGUUGGAGAACUUCCUGGGACUCAUCAAGACAGUGACGGGAUACAUUAAGAUACGCUCAUCACACGCCUUGAGCUCUCUCUCCUUCCUCAAGAGCCUGAGAUACAUCCAUGGAGAGGAACUAUGGGAAGACAUGUAUGCGUUUACUGCCCUGGAUAACCAGCAUCUUCAGCUUUUGUGGGACUGGUCCCAGCACAAUCUCACCAUAAGUGCUGGAAAACUGUAUUUCCGCUUGAAUCCCAAACUCUGCAUGUCCGAGAUCCGCAAAAUGUGGGAGAAAACGGGAAUUAAGGAGAAGUUUCUGGAAGGAGAUUUCCGCAACAAUGGAGACCGUGCAAGCUGUGGGAGCAAAAUCCUUAAGUUCAUAUCGAACACCACGAGUAGUAAUAGAAUCAAGCUGACGUGGGAUCGUUUUCGACCACCCAACUCCAGAGACCUUGUCAGUUUUAUUGUAUACUACAAAGAAGCGCCUUUCCAGAACCUCACAGAGUUUGACGGUCAGGACGGUUGUGGAUCGGACAGCUGGAACAUGGUAGACGUGGACUUAUCGGAGGACCAAACCCAGAACCCGGGCGUUACGCUGUCCAUGCUGAAGCCCUGGACUCAGUACGCUAUCUUUGUUAAAGCUGUAACGCUAGUAGUGGAGGACAGGGACAGGGACAAGGACAGACAGCGUCUUGGGGCGAAGAGUGAAGUGGUGUACAUUCGGACUAAACCGUCAGCACCGUCAAUGCCUGUAGACAUUCGUGCGUACUCUAAUUCUUCAUCAAAGCUGGUGGUGCGGUGGUCUCCACCUGUGUCCCCCAAUGGAAACAACACCUACUACCUGGUCCGCUGGAAGCAGCAGGGCGAGGACCGUGAGCUUUACCAGCACAACUACUGCUCCAAAGAACUAAAGAUCCCAGUCAGGAUUUCAGCUACGGGUUUGACAGAAAUCGAGGACACCAAACUCACCAAUCCUGAAACAGGGGGGCGGGACAAAGUCCCCUGUUGUCCAUGCCCUAAAACAGAUGAGGAUAUGAAGCGAAUCGAGGAGGACAUCUACUACCGCAAAGCCUUUGAGAAUUUCCUCCAUAAUGCCAUAUUCACCCCCAGGCCUCCCGACAGGCGACGGCGGGAUCUGUUUGGCGUGGCCAAUACUUCCAUCCACACUCUGCUGAUGGGAAACUGGAACCUGACGGAGGGAAACUUCUCUGAUGAUGAGCCGCCUAGACAGGAAUUUUCCUUUAUAGAGAGGAAGGUGAAGGAGCGUAGCGCUGACAUCAGUGGUCUGCAACCUUUCACCGUUUACCGCAUCGACGUGCACGCCUGCAACAAAGAGGUUCGGCACUGCAGCGCGGCCGCGUUCAUCUUUUCCCGCACCAAAGCGGCAGAAAGAGCUGAUGACAUUCCUGGCGCUGUGACCUGGGAAGGUCUGGAGGAUGCGGUGUUCCUAAAGUGGCCUGAACCGCAAAAACCCAACGGCCUGAUCCUGCUGUAUGAGAUUCAGUAUCGACUUGGAACAGAGCCUGAGAAGCAUGAGUGUGUAUCCCGUCAACACUACAGAGAGCACAAAGGGGUGAAACUCUCCAACUUAGGACCUGGGAACUAUUCUGCCCGUGUGCGGGCUACGUCCCUCGCUGGAAACGGGUCAUGGACAGACCCGAUCGCGUUCUAUGUGAAUCAGAUUGAACAAUCACGGUACGAGCACUACCUGUACCUGAUGAUCAUCCCAAUUUUCCUGAUUUUUGCUAUCAUCGCUGGAGGGGCUUUAAUCUAUGUGAACAAGAGACGAAACAGCGACAGGCUUGGAAACGGAGUCCUUUACGCAUCCGUUAACCCGGAGUACAUCAGCGCAGCAGAAAUGUACGUGCCAGAUGAAUGGGAAGUGGAGCGAGAGAAAAUCACCAUGUGCCGAGAGCUUGGACAAGGAUCCUUUGGUAUGGUGUAUGAGGGCAUCGCCAAAGGUGUCGUCAAAGAUGAGCCGGAAACCAGGGUGGCCAUUAAAACAGUCAACGAAUCGGCUAGCUUGCAUGAACGCAUUGAGUUCCUCAAUGAAGCCUCUGUCAUGAAGGAGUUCAACUGUCACCAUGUGGUGCGUCUGCUGGGUGUAGUUUCGCAGGGUCAGCCCACUCUGGUGAUCAUGGAGCUGAUGACACGAGGAGAUCUGAAGAGCUACUUGCGCUCGCUUCGAUCGGCUGAGAACACCUCCAGCUUGCCUUUGCCGCCAUUGAAGAAGAUGAUUCAGAUGGCAGGAGAGAUCGCGGAUGGCAUGGCUUACCUCAACGCCAACAAAUUUGUUCACAGAGACUUGGCAGCAAGAAAUUGCAUGGUGGCAGAGGAUUUUACUGUCAAAAUUGGUGAUUUUGGCAUGACGCGGGACAUUUAUGAGACUGAUUACUACAGAAAAGGAGGCAAGGGACUGCUGCCUGUGCGCUGGAUGUCUCCAGAGUCUCUCAAAGAUGGAGUAUUCACCACCAUGUCUGAUGUCUGGUCCUUUGGGGUGGUGUUGUGGGAAAUAGCCACCCUGGCCGAGCAGCCCUAUCAGGGCAUGUCUAAUGAGCAGGUAUUGCGGUUUGUCAUGGAGGGAGGACUAUUAGACAAACCAGACAACUGCCCUGACAUGCUGUUUGAACUGAUGCGCAUGUGCUGGCAGUACAACCCCAAAAUGCGGCCGUCCUUCCUGGAGAUCAUCAGCAGCAUCAAGGACGACCUUGACGGGGGUUUUAAGGAGACGAGCUUCUUCUACAGCGAAGAAAACAAACCUCCGGACACGGAAGAGCUGGACAUGGAGAACGUGGAAGCCAUGGAGAACGUUCCUCUGGAGCCGUCCUCCAGCCUGCAGCCCCUCGCGCCCUCUCUGGCCUCCCCUCAACAGUGCGCCCCUGCGUCCCAGGGCUCCGGCACCCCGGCCGGCCCGUCCUCACCGCCUUCCUCCCCCAGCUCCACGGACAAGCACCCGCUCCCCACGUCCGCGGCAAACGGGCCCUCGAUGGUUCUCCGUAGCCCGUUUGACGAGACCCAGCCUUACGCUCACAUGAACGGGGGGCGUAAGAACGAGCGUGCCUUGCCUUUGCCCCAGUCGUCGGCUUGCUGAUCGACGGCCCGAUCCCGUUUCCGGACACGUCUCUGUCUGUCAAGCCACUGUGUGGUCUCCUGAGAAGAAAUAUUAAGAUUAAAGAGACAAGGAAAGACAAAAUUGUACAAACUGAGAGUCCAGGCAAUCAAUCUUUUCAAUCAUACCUCAACGGACAAAGUUUGGAUUUCUUUGUUUUUUGUGUAUUUCGAUUGAAUCGUUGAAUUGAUUGACAUGAACUCAUUUGUUAUUUCCGCAGACUGGAUCACUGACUGAAAAACCAUGACCUUCACUCUCGCACUCGAUAGGCUGACUGUUUUUGUUACGUUUUGUUACUUUUCUAAACUUCCAAAACUGGUUUGAAGGCCUAUCAGAGCCAGUAGUGGUACGGUGGCAUUAUUACGACACGCUCUGCAUAUCUCUAAGCGAAUCCAACAGCAAAACACUUGCUCUUGUCUUUGUUUCCAAAGACGUGCGUCUAAAUUAGAGAAAGGUGUGAGUUUUUUCUUCCGCCCAUCUUAGAAUUUCGUUCCCCCGAUCCGAUUCAGAUCUGGGUACAGAAAUCUUCAGCUUCCGCUUUCUCCAAAUCAUCUGGCUGUGCAACGUAGUGGAGAAGAAAUUCUCUAAUCUGCCAAAUGUCUUUCUUUUCUUCUUUUAUGUUGCCAAAUUGUAUACUGUCGUUUGUAUCCCCACGCAUUCAUGUUCCCCAAAAUACACACAAACAACCGUUUUUUUUUUUUUUUUACCCUUUUUGCCUGAAGGAAUAGUUCACCCAAAAGUGAAAAUCUUCUCAGCCUCAGGCUGUCUAAGAUGUUGGUGACUUUGUUUCAUCAUCAGAAUGGAUUUAGAGAAAUUUAGCAUCACAUUAUUUGCUCACCAGUGGAUUCUCUGCAGUGAAUGGGUGCCGUCAGAAUGAGAGUGAUUAAAAACACAAGUAAUCCACAUGACUCCAGUCCAUCAAUUAAUGUCUCAUGAAGUGCAAAGUUGUGUAUUUAUCAUAAAUCUAUCAUUAAAACAUUUUUAACUUCUAUAAUUCUGACGGCACCCAUUCACUGCAAAGGAUUCAUUGGUGGGCAAAUGCUAAAUUUCUCGAAAUCUAUUCUCAUUUGCAUCUUAGAUGGCCUGAAGGUAAGUACAUUUUCAGCUAGUUUUUAUUUUUGCAUAAACUAUUCCUUUAAAAUCAGUCAGUAACAGAGUUUUUUCCAGAUAUCCCAGAUCUUUUGCUCAAAGGAAUAGUUUAUCCAAAAAUGAAAAUUUCCUGAAAACCUCACCCUUAGGCGUUUCUUCCUCUGGAUGCUCUGCAGUGAAUGGGUGCCGUCAUAAUGAAAGUCCAAACAGCUGAUUAAAAAACAUAAUCACAAUAAUCCACAAUUAAUUUACACAGCUCCAGUCAUUUAAUGUUUUAUGAAGUGAAAAGUUGUAUAUUUGUAAUAAACAAAUCUAUAAUUUAGACGUUUUUAACUUCAAACCAAGAUUUUGGACUCUCAUUCUUACGGCACCCAUUCACUGCAGAGGAUCUAUUGGCGAGCAAGUGUAAUGCUAAAUUUCUCCAAAUCUGUUCUGAUGAUCAAACAAACUUGUUUACAUCUUAGAUGGCCUGAGGUUGAGUACAUUUUCAACAAUUUUUUUGUGUGUGUGUGUGAACUGUUCCUUUAAAAUCUCAGUCAGUAAGAGAGUUUUCCCAGAUAUCCCAAUCUUAAAGGAAUAGUUUACCCAAAAAUAAAAAUUUUAAGUGUAAUUUUAGGUGUUUCUUCAUCAGAACAGCUUUAGAGAAAUUUAGCAUUGCAACACUUGCUCACCAGUGGAGCCUCUGCAGUGAAUGGGUGCCGUCAGAAUGAGAGUCCAAACAGCUGAUUAAAAACACAAGUAAUCCACAUGACUCCAGUCAAUCAAUGUCUCAUGAAAAGUUGCAUAUUUGUCAUAAACGAUACAAUGUUUUUAUCUUCAAACCAAGAGUUUGGACUCUCAUUCUAACGGCACCCAUUCAUUGCAAUCUAUUGGUGAGUGAGUGAUGUAACACUAAAUUUCUUCAAAUCUGCUCUGAUGAAGAAACAAACUCAUUUACAUCUUGGAUGGCCUGAGGGUGACCACAAUUUCAGCUAAUUUUAAUUUUUCCGUAAACUGUUCCUUUAAAAUCACAGUUGGUAAGAGAGAGUUUUCCUAGAUUCCCACUUUUCUCUCCUCCUUUCGCUUUAGGGUUAGACGCAUUUCAGAUGGAAUAAUGCGACAUGCAGCAAACAUUACAUUGCAAAAAAAAAACUUUAAAAGGGAUUCAAAGAAAAAAAUAGAAGCUCAAACGGUUUAAAAUUGUGGCAUUGUGAAGUUGAAAAAAUGUUCACAGCAAUUCUCCCGCUUGGUUGUUCAGCCGUACUUCGGACCACAGAGCGCGUGCAUCGUUUGUCGGUCACUUUUGUACCUUUUUUUACAGUUCAGAUUGAUCAUCUAAAUGUCUGUGCUAAAAAAGCUGCUAUUUUAUUAUUGUUUUUCUUUCGUGGUUGUAAUAUAUAUACAUAUAUAUAAAUGUAAAGAGAUUCUUAAGGUGUAAUCCUUUGCCUUUCCACUACAGUCCAUUUUAUGAUACUUACAGUUCUGCAAAAUUAGAAAAAACAGUAGAAGGUUCAUUUUUGCAAUGAAAAGUUUUGUUUUGACAGAUCCUCUCUCUCCAAAAGCAAAACUGGCAAUUGAACAAACUGUCUUUUCUGUCUCACGUCAUUAACGGCGGCACCUGACGACGCGAUUCUGUAACAGCUCGACACUGUGUCUCUCAUCACAUUAAACGCGCAACAGUACUCUCAGGUCACAAUCCUAAAAGUUUCCACUAUUCAUUCCUCUUUAAUCAACAAAAUACGACUUAAAAUUUGGCAAUUGAUUUCACUGCUUAAAGAUAGACUCGUCUCAUUCUGAUUGUUCAGCCUUAUUUGUGUCUGAUCCUGCCGCCCUUUGAAGGCCCUGAUCUUAUAAACUCUGCAUUUCCUUCCUUCCAAGCAGAGCCUGGUAAACGAUUACACAGAUAUGAUUCAGCAUAUCUCUAUGCAGAAGUUGUGUUUGUAACAUAGAUCACAUAUAUCGAUUUAAAGAUACAGGUUUGACUACGAGCGCCAGUCUUUGGGACUUUUUUUUUGUUUCGAAGGAUUUUUCAAAGGAAAAACUGACACUUUUGUUUUCCCCCCACCCUGGCCUUUUUAUUUUCAUUAUUUAUUUCUUUUUCUUUUUUUUUUUGUGAUGCAUUUAUGAUCACUGUAAAACCCCCUCCCCCGAUUACAUUUUAGAUAUUUUUAUAUGCUUUUUUUCAUGACAUGGGGACUUUUUUUUUUUUCCUUCAGACAUUUAUCUACCUCACUCUUUUUUUAUGUACCUAUAUAUAUAAAGUACAUCUGACCUUUUUCAUGAAAAGGACAAUAUUACUGCUCUCUGUAUCUGGGUAAAACCUCACAAACGCUACAAACCACAAUCUCGGUGGAGAAAUUACCGAGUUACGGACAUUUUGUAUGACUAGCUGCUUUCUUUCCUAUCGGAUCUUGCUUAAAUUUGUUUAUUAUUUAUUUGUGAGAUUAAACAAGAACAGGUCUGACAAUUGA